Messenger RNA from Eruca vesicaria subsp. sativa (arugula), 1291 nucleotides. Lineage: Eukaryota; Viridiplantae; Streptophyta; Magnoliopsida; Brassicales; Brassicaceae. The record is from the annotation of a GenBank genome assembly.
CAUUUCACAAAUCUCUUGGUUCUUGGUGACAAACUCAAUCUCUUCCCUUUUGUUUACUUUCAUUUGCACAAUAAAGCUCUAUGAGCUAUUAGUCUUUAUCAUUUCAUUUAUGUCUCAAUAAGCUCUUUGAGCAUUCAAUCUCCUUUAUCUGAGAUUGUUUUCAUGGUAUCAGAGCUGCAGUCGAUCAGGGAUCUGCAGAUUUUAAUAUUAUUUCUUGCUUUCAAGCUUCUGCUUGUUUGUGUUGAAGAAGACUCGUGUCUUGCAAUGAAAAAAAAAAGGCUUUGUCUGAGAAAGAAGAACGUAUUACAAGACAAAGACUCUCCACGCUGUCUCUUUCUAUCAUAAAGCUCUGACUUGCAAAAGCUGUUAAAUCGAAAACUGUCCACCUUGAGGUUGCUAAUCUAAGCCACAAAAAAAAUCACCACAGAGAAACAAGACUUGAGCUUCUCUGUCAACACUGAGCUGCGUCCAAAACAAUCCCAAGUCAUGUAUUAAGGUGCUUCUUCAUCACUAUAGUCAAGGGAUCGAAUGGAUCUGUGGGUAAAGAUGAGCAAUAAUGGAAAUCUGAUGGUGAUCUCUCUUUUGGAAGUUUCUGAUUCGAAAGAGAAGUUUGGUUUCCAAUCUAAAACAAGGUAUGAUUACCAGGAAGUGAUAGCGAGCCAGGUUAUGGCUUUAAUAGCUAUAUAUUGGUUCGUAAGUUUUGGAAGAGUUACUGGUUUACUAGGAACACGAGAACAGCGGUGCUGUUCCUUUAUGUGGAGUUUUUCACAGGCGAUAUUAUCAUUCCGGGGACUCGGGUACUGGGAAGAAUUCACCAGAUCGAGUCUUCGUGAUUAUGUUAAGAGAGGAAGAACUUUUGUUACUUUAAAUGGUAAUUAUUUUUAUGAGCAAGGUGAGAUCAUGGAUGGUGUUUUGAGUUCGGCUUGUGACGGAAUUCUAAUAAGGAUUAUGAUUUCUAAUAUGAUAAUGAGUUGGCUAAUGGACUGUGGUGGGCUACAAGCCGGUAUUGUUAUAAGCCAUGGAUUUAAUAAUCAGGGGUUCAAAGUUCAACGAUGUCAACACAAAGUUUGUCACAGAUUUUUUUGGGAUGUAUAUAUUAUUCGUGUAUAUGGGGCGUUACUUUUGUUUAGUCAAUCUAUGUAUUUUAAAUGGCAUGUCUGUGUUUUUCUUUAGGAUGUUUGUGAUUGAAACAUUAGUAUUUGUAAUGUUGAUACACUGUGAGUAUGGGUCUUUCAUGUGGUUUAGGGGCUGUAAUGUGUUUUAUGACACACCGAAUAUAAGGGCUUCACCG